Molecule: messenger RNA, 2644 nt
Organism: Eucalyptus grandis
Lineage: Eukaryota; Viridiplantae; Streptophyta; Magnoliopsida; Myrtales; Myrtaceae
Exons: 7
Coding region: 262-2298 (678 amino acids)
Source: RefSeq, a predicted model, not a curated record
GAAGCCUAGUCUGAAAGUGAUGCACGUGGGGUUUCAUGCCCCAACUCUCGGCUUUGCUGAUGCUUUCUUUUCAUCUUCCUUCACUCACACUGAACAUCAAAUUCAGAGCAAACCCAUCUUCGUCUUCUUCUUCCUUCUCAGACUUUUCAUCUUCAGAGCUUUAUAAUGUGUAGCUUCAGGCUCCAGUUUUGAGGACUGUUGACUUUGCCCCCAGGAGAUCAACUUAGCAGAAACAAUUGAUUGUGAGACUAAAGCUGGAGGAUGGUGGAGCCACAUUCAUGCCCAGGAUUGGUUAAUGCAUCUGCAUUGUGUUCCAUAGAGGAACGCGCUGUGAAAGGGGAGGGAGAGAGUGAUGAUCACAUCAUGGCACAGAUUUCGGCUGAACUACAGAGAGAGAGAAUUAAGAAUGCGGUGCUCAUGGAGAGAAUUUCUGAACUUGAAGCUCAAAUAAGGGACAAUGAAAAUAAAUCUCUUCUCCAGGACAAAGAGGGUCGUCGUAGAAAAGCACAAAGGCAAAGCCACAAAGAGUCAAAAAGACAAAAGAUAGGCGAAUUCGUUGGUGGGCCUGAAAAUGGCCAAAUUUUUUGUGGUAAAUCGGCUUCUCCAGUUCGGCAUGAUUAUCAGUGUGUGCCAUCAAAGUAUGAAAAUAUCGAAGAUGGCAUGGUCAAUUCGAUAAGCAUGGAAGAUACACGCAUGUUGGGUUUUGAAAAUUUGAAAGACGGUGACCAUGCCAAUGACCUUGAUAAUGUGGAUGGAGCCAACGAUGAAGAUGACGAUUACCAUGGCGAAGAUGGCACUGACAUUCACAAUGCUGAACAGAACUUGAGAAUAAGCAAUGAUAUACUAGCCAAGAAAGUGCAGGCACCGGCUUUGGAGAACUCCUAUAACGGUAGAACUCUUAUGCAUGCAACGCAAGAUUCAGUGGAUACACCAAAAACCAAUCUUUGGUUACAGGAGAUUGGACAGGUUCAGGACAUGUCAAAACUUGGUGAACUUGAGAAGGAAGAAGGUUUGACCGGAGUUUGCAAAGAACAUGUAGAGGCUCAUUCAUCUGGAUAUUAUGCUUGUCAUGCAGGGUCAGGAAGCACAGCGCUGCACAAAAAUUCCACAAAGGUCGCUUUGUGUCCUAAAGAAGUUAGGAGGAUCGUUGAUAUGGAAGCCCUUCAAGAAAAAAAUGCUCAGUCUCAUACUAUGAGAAAGAUCAUUGCUUUCUCAUCCCUCGGUAUAAAACACGGAUGUGAAGAUCUGUACGAGCUGGAUUUCAAUCAUUUUAGUAUUUUGAGGAAGGGUGAACCCUUUGUCUCUCUGCAAAAUCCUGGGGAGCACGUUUUAUAUGUAAAUCCCGGCGUCCGCCAAAAGGUCUUCUAUCCAAAUAGACAGAACCUGACACUGUGUCCUGUCCAAAUACUAGAGGAAGAGAAAGCCAUGCGUCCAUCUGACCAUAGCUGCCCGUCAUCCUUAUUCCUAUGCAUCAAAUAUGGAGGAAGGACUAGAAAUCUUCCCCAAAACGAAUACGUCAGACAACGCAUGGGAAAGAACAAGCUGAAAUCCUUCGGGCCACUCAUGUGCAAAAUGGCGAUGUUGGUCCAUGUCCGCAGCGGAAGUUUCUUCUUUAAGGCCCUGGGCAUAACGCUCUUGUUCAUGGCCGGUUUCACUGAUCAACUGAUUCAAAAGGAAACCAAAUACAGAAGCUUGGACUUGCUCCAAAAGUACUACAGGAAGGAUGAGGAUGCUGAAGGAGAGAAAUUGUUUCUUGAACACCCGGAAACCUCCAACACGCAAGCCGCCUUCAAGUUGGACCAAUCUACUGCCAAGAAAAUCUCAACGAAAUUCAAACCCAAAAGGCAUAGCCAUGCUGCAUAUAAGCCUCCAAAUUCAGAAAGAUCACUUCGUUAUCUUCAAUCAGUAAACACAAGCUGUGCUCCUCAAUUCGGAUUAGUCGGCUAUAACUCUAUCCACACUCAAGCACCGGGAGUAGAUAAAGCUUCGAGUUCAAAACCGGCAUUCAACAACCAUCCUAGUAACAUUUCGUCCUCUAAUCCAGCAUCGUAUAAUAUGUUCCCACCCCACCAGCCUGUAAACGGUUUCAUUCCUAUGAUGUAUUGGCCUCACCCGAGCACAUAUGCUUAUGCCCCGUUGCCGUCUUCGGCAAGUUAUUUCUCCGUUCAUCCAAACAGUUGCUACACCUAUCCUCCUUCACACAGUUUUUUCCCGAAAAUAGUUGGAGGCACGGGAAGGACCAAUGCAGUCUCAGAGGAAUCUGGUGAUGAUUCUGGAAGCAGUUCAAGCAGUUCAUAGCUGAAAGAAGUGCCAGCGACAUCGAGUCUGGCUGCCAUGACUUGUUCGGGUCCAAUAACGCAGCAGUUAGAGAAAUGUACUGAGAUUGACAAAGGCUCAUCCAAACGUCGUGCAAUUUUGACCCCCUCCUCUUUGCAGGUGUGUUGUUUAGAUUUGUGUACAUGCAAGAGACUGUUUCUUUCUCUUUUGUAGCAGUAAUGGGCUUAAUGACUAAUAGAAUUGUUGAGCCAACAGUAGUGAAAAAUUUCCUACUAUCUUGGAUCCGUGAAGCUAACAAGCGAGGCAAGGGUAUUGCUUCCAUGUUUCUUGGAAAAUCACCUUCUUCUCUAUCACUUCACCUUGUGAU